UUUGUGGAUGACACAUUGGUUAUUUGUCUUAGUAUCUGUUCAGCAUGCUGCAUUGCCCUGUCCAAGCUUGACUGCAUACUGUGCUUUGCAUUGGCAAACAAUCUCUACUGUGGUGAGCUGCCUGGCCAUUUUCAUGACUUGGCCUGGGUGCAGGAGAAAAUUUGUGCCAUCUAUUGUGUGACUGCACAUGUCACACGCUUGUUCCAGUCUUCUAAUUCUUCUCAACCCAGAGUGUUUCAUGGCAAUACGUGUGCCCAUGAUAUGAAUAUGGUUUCCACUGUGUUGGUCCUUCCUCAUACUCCUGCAGAUGUCAAUGGUCUGCUGAGCAUUAUAUUUGUAGGUCCUGGAAAAUUUGACCCUGCUAAAGUUGGCUCAGUGUUCCAUGUUUGCAAGCAGAUGAUUUGGCAGUUCCUCUUGUGGCUCAAACAUCAUAACAGGUUAUAUUCCAGUGUUGCACUUGACCUGGAUAUUUUGUCUUUGUAUCCUGAGGAUGAUGUCCUCCCAGGCUUGUCUGACCAUGUGAUG
Messenger RNA from Suillus subaureus, 525 nucleotides. RefSeq lists its product as uncharacterized. The annotation marks the transcript as partial. The transcript has a single exon. The record is from RefSeq and is a predicted model, not a curated record. Lineage: Eukaryota; Fungi; Basidiomycota; Agaricomycetes; Boletales; Suillaceae.